This is a messenger RNA of Daucus carota subsp. sativus, 2548 nucleotides long. Its product is annotated as probable metal-nicotianamine transporter YSL7. Gene Ontology annotation, cellular component: membrane. The transcript has 6 exons. Lineage: Eukaryota; Viridiplantae; Streptophyta; Magnoliopsida; Apiales; Apiaceae. Bases 136 to 2214 code for a protein of 692 amino acids. The record is from RefSeq and is a predicted model, not a curated record. Gene Ontology annotation, molecular function: oligopeptide transmembrane transporter activity.
AAUCCUAUCAACUUUUAAAUUCUUGAACCAAAACUAGCCCAACAUCUCAUCUCCCUCCCAUAAUUACCAUUCAUCACUUCGAGGACACCACCCUCCUCGAAAACCACACCUCCCUCACCCCACACUCUCCCCGCCAUGGCGACACGCCGCAACGACCCCUCCGAGGAACCAAACAAACCCAAGUACACCACAGCCGACAACGACGACGAGUUCGCCGAGUCCGUAGAAAUGAUGUUCGAGUCCAAACAAGUGCCGCCCUGGCAGAAACAGCUCACGCUCCGAGCCUUCGUCGUCAGCUUCAUCCUGGGAAUAUUGUUCACUUUCAUUGUCAUGAAGCUGAACUUGACUACGGGGAUUAUACCUUCGUUGAAUGUCUCGGCGGGCCUGCUGGGCUUCUUCUUUGUGAAGACGUGGACCUCGUUUUUGAGCAAGAGUGGGCUGCUCAAGCAGCCCUUUACGAGGCAGGAGAAUACUGUUAUUCAGACCUGCGUUGUGGCUACUUCUGGCAUCGCCUUCUCGGGAGGCUUUGGUAGCUACCUGUUUGGUAUGAGUGAUAUUGUAGCAAAACAAUCAACCGAAGCUAAUGCUGCACAAAAUAUUAAAAAUCCUCAGCUACAUUGGAUGAUUGGAUUUCUCUUUGUUGUUAGUUUUCUUGGACUGUUCUCUGUGGUGCCGCUUCGAAAGAUAAUGAUCAUCGACUUCAAACUGAUUUACCCUAGUGGCACUGCAACUGCUCACCUAAUUAACAGCUUCCACACACCUCAGGGAGCCAGGCUAGCCAAAAAACAAGUUAAAGCCCUGGGGAAAUUCUUCUCAUUCAGCUUCGCGUGGGGCUUCUUCCAGUGGUUCUUUACUUCUGGUGAUGCCUGUGGAUUUAAAGAGUUCCCUACAUUUGGACUUGAAGCUUAUAGAAACAAGUUUUUCUUUGACUUCUCAGCAACUUAUGUUGGUGUUGGAAUGAUUUGUCCAUAUCUGAUCAAUGUAUCAUUACUACUUGGAGCAAUUCUUUCUUGGGGUAUAAUGUGGCCUCUCAUCGAGGACCGAAAGGGUCAUUGGUACCCCGCAGACCUUAGCUCAAGCAGUCUCCAUGGUUUGCAAGGGUACAAGGUAUUCAUAGCUAUAGCCAUGAUCCUUGGUGAUGGUCUCUACAAUUUCGUAAAAGUCUUGGGUCAUACUUUAUUUGGAUUGUCUCGCCAAAUUCGGACGAAAAAACCUGAAACCUUACCAGUAGAAGCUGGCGACUCUUCUGCAGAGACUUCAUCUCUGUCUUAUGAUGAUGAGCGUAGAACCCAGAUGUUCCUCAAGGACCAAAUCCCAACAUGGUUUGCAGUGGCUGGUUAUGUCACCGUUGCUGUUGUAUCUAUUGCAACUCUUCCUCAUAUAUUUCAUCAUCUAAAGUGGUACCAUGUUGCUGUUAUCUACAUUUUUGCACCAAUACUAGCCUUUUGCAAUGCUUAUGGUUGUGGUCUCACUGAUUGGUCCCUGGCUUCUACCUAUGGAAAGCUUGCAAUCUUCACAAUUGGGGCAUGGGCAGGAGCCUCCCAUGGUGGUAUUCUUGCGGGUUUGGCAGCUUGUGGAGUCAUGAUGAACAUUGUCGCCACUGCAUCUGACCUGAUGCAGGACUUCAAAACAGGUUAUAUGACCCUGGCUUCACCAAGGUCGAUGUUUGUGAGCCAAAUUAUUGGAACUGCUAUGGGUUGUGUUAUUUCUCCAUGUGUCUUUUGGCUCUUCUAUAAAGCUUUUGAUAAUCUUGGAGUCCCUGGUUCAGAGUACCCAGCCCCUUAUGCACUUGUAUAUCGCAACAUGGCAAUUUUGGGGGUUGAAGGGUUUUCAGCAUUACCAAAGAACUGUCUCAAGCUUUGUUAUGUGUUCUUCAUCGCGGCCAUUGUUGUCAAUGCCAUUAGAGAUGCUGUGGGAAAGAAGCGAGCAAAGUAUAUACCACUUCCAAUGGCAAUGGCCAUUCCAUUUUAUCUUGGGGGUUACUUUGCCAUUGAUAUGUGCGUUGGAAGUUUAAUAUUAUUUGUUUGGCAGAAGUUAAACAAGACAAAAGCUGAUGCGUUUGGCCCUGCUGUAGCUUCAGGAUUAAUUUGUGGAGAUGGGAUAUGGACUUUGCCCAGUUCAAUACUUGCAUUAGCGGGUAUAAACCCACCUAUAUGCAUGAAAUUUCUGUCGAGGCAAACAAAUGCAAAAGUUGAUGCUUUCUUAGGAUCAUAACUAUUAGAAGAAUUGUCUCCGCAUGGCUUGUAGUUUCCUCCAGUGCCAAUAGGCUUAUAAUUAUAGAUGCUUGUUUUUCCUCAAAAUAGACAAACACUAGUAUAUUUGCAUCAUAUCAAGCCUCCCCCAGAAAAAUGGGUAAGCCCCAGCUUGAAGCGUACAUAUAAUAUUUAUCUUUAUGAGUAUCAUUUGUUCUGUCAUGAAGAUUAUCAGUUGUCAAUGAACUUGGCAAUAGUUUAAAUAUUGUGUACAGGCCUACUGAUAUGGUACAAAUGAUAAUCAGUCGUACUUGUAUUUGAUAUACUUUAAGAUCAUCAGUCUUGUUCUAGUUGAA